Messenger RNA from Seriola dumerili (greater amberjack), 1752 nucleotides. RefSeq names its product meiosis 1 associated protein (gene m1ap). The transcript is spliced from 11 exons. Gene Ontology annotation, biological process: male meiosis chromosome separation; spermatogenesis; meiosis I. NCBI's taxonomy places the organism in Eukaryota, Metazoa, Chordata, Actinopteri, Carangiformes, Carangidae. The record is from RefSeq and is a predicted model, not a curated record.
AUGGACAACAGAAAGAGGCCAGCAGCUUCCUCCAACUCUGGGAACUUUGUUUUCUGUUCCUCAUCAUUCCGGCGGCAACCAGCCAGGGUCCUGAUCGUGGAGGCACUGCCUCCAUGUUGGUCAGAGACCUGUACGGUGCUCUGUGAUGCUCUGGAUAACUUCUUGUCCCUGGCCUGUAGUCUGGAUGGACCAUGUAGGAUACCGCUAUUCAGUCUGUACGCCAUCAGCCGGCAGCAGGAAUGCCUACUGCCAUUUGUGGUUCGUGGUAAUUUGGCCAGGCUGCACUCCUGUGUGGAGGAGCUGAGGUCUAUUCCAGGUGAAGGCUGUGUCAGGGGAGCAGCCAGAGGAGGCGAGCUGCUGCGUCAGGCAGUGCUGGACAGUCUACAACAGUUUAAACAGUACAUCAGGCAUACCAGCACUGGAAACCAGGUCAACAGCAACAACACAUCUGUGGAGGUUACUGUGGUGACCAGCCAGCCAGGGAAGGGCAUUGUCCAUCAUUUAGAGACAGGUCUCAAAGAUGCUGACCUGGUGCCACUAAAGCGGCUCCUGGUUGUACAGAUCGGCACUGCAGGAGACUGGGGCCAGGACACUCCCUCACCUGAAGCCACAUACACUGAGACUGAAGAGUGUCUGAUGUUGGGGACGGAGGUCGACCUGCAGCGGGUGGAAAACAGUGUGGCUGCCAUGGAAACGGUGUUAAAGGCAUGGCUUCAAGAGCAGGGAGGAGACAGAGAGCACCUCCACCUGCUGCUGCCGAGCCCCACAGACAGUCUCAUUCCAGUGUGUGUGAAGUGUGACAUGCAGGAGCGUCUAAUAAGCCCCGCCCUCCUUCCCCUGACCCCUAACCUGGGAGUGAAGACUGAGAGCGCCCUGGACUUCCUGCCUGUCACUAAGGUCUCAGCCAAUCAGAGCCCAGCACCACAGAGACUGAAAGUGAUCAAGGUUCUGCACGCAGAUGGAGUGUGUGAGAGUGUGUUGUACGGCCUGCCAUUGGUGAUCCGCCCCACCACCUGCUGGCAGCUGGACUGGGAUGAAAUGGAGGCCAACCACAACUUGUUCCACGCGCUCUGUCACAUUCUCAGGAGUCGUGACUUGUUCCUGCUGCUGCAGGUGGAGCCUGCCCAGAGGUCCACAGCUGGAGGCUCAGCCGUCCCCGUCUCUCUCCCUCCUUCUGAAGCCUGUGGUCUCUAGAGAGUUGCUGCUGCCCUGCUCGCUGCCCAUCUCAACCCAGGACCCUGCACCUGACGCCGUGCAGACUGUACAGGUAAGGUAACCUUUGUUUUGCAGACAUUAAAAUGCGCUGGUUUGGUUGAUGACUGUGUGUUCUCCGUCUCUCAGGGUUGUCUCACUCAGCUGGACGAGGAGUUUGUGUUCAACCCUCUCUCUCUGUGCAGUAACCUGUACCGGCACCUCAGGAGCAGAGGCCUGUUCUCACAGCCACGAUACCCUUACAGCCAGCAGCUGUCGUCAGAGACCAUCCUCAACCACCAGAGGGCACUAAAACAACAGGCGGCAGACAGCCCACAAAGCCAGGGUCGCCAUCUGGGAACACACAGCAAGGUCAGGGCCACCGUGGCUCCGAUGCCCUCUUCCUCCUCCCACCCCUCCUCCUCUUCCUCCUCUCUGGGACCUCCUCCUGCCAAGGCCUCGCGUCCGGCUCUGACGCUCCUCAGCAGCAGCAGUGGAAGCCGCCGGGCCCCGGCCCCUUCUCGUCACGAGGAAGACGACGAUGACUCCAUGGUUUUAUAG